AUGUAUGCACAAGAAUGUGUGAGGGGAAGCCCUGAGGAUGGAUAUAGCCGACUGCCUUCUUAUUUGCGUCUGAUCGCUGAAGCAAAUCCGGGUACUAUAACUGCCCUUGAACGCGACAGUCAGAAUAGGUUCAAGUACCUAUUCUUAGCCUUCAGAGCCUCCAUAGCUGGUUUUCAAUAUCUCAUAUGGGUCAUUGUUGUCGAUGGGUGUCAUCUGACUGGAAAGUAUGAAGGGACUCUGCUAGUGGCCACAGCACAAGAUGGUAACUUCCAGAUAUUUCCACUAGCUUUUGGAAUAGUGGACUCUGAGAAUGAUCACGCAUGGGAAUGGUUUUUUAGAAAAUUGCGGGAGUAUUUUACAGACGAGUAUCCGUUGGUGAUAGUUUCAGACCGGCAUCAUUCCAUUAAGAAGGCAUGUGAGACUGUAUUACCAUGGGUAACACGCGGUAUAUGCUAUUAUCAUCUGCAACACAAUAUUGUCACUAAGUUUAAGGGGAAGCAUCUUAUGUACUUAGUCAAACGUGUUGCGUAUGCAUAUACGGUACAUGAUUUUAACCGUUAUAUGGACGAGAUAAGGCAUAUAAAACCUGACCUUGCAACGUACCUGGAGGAGGCAGGCAUACAGUUGUGGUCAAGAGUUCACUUUCCAGGUGAUAGAUACAAUAUAAAGACGAGCAACAUCGCAGAGUCUAUCAACUCUGCUCUCAAACGGGCACGGGGAUUUCCCAUAGUAUUCCUGUUGGAGUACUUACGGGCGAAGCUAACAAAGUGGUUUUGUAAAAGGCGGGAAGAUGCUUUGAGUCUUCUAACCAACCAUACUCGAGGAGUUGAAUAUUUGUUGGCAAUUCGUUCACAUUAUGCUGAUAAGUUGACGGUUGAAGGCAUAGAUGGUUGGCGAUUCAAUGUGAAAGGAGGAUCACAUAACUGUGUCGUUGAUUUGGAACUUCGAAAGUGUGGGUGUGGCGUGUAUGAUAUUGAGAAAAUACCUUGCUCUCAUGUUAUAGCCGUUUCAGAUGCAAUGCAUAUGCAUCUGGCCACUCUUGUAUGCCCGACAUACUCCAAAGAUUACUUGUACGCAGCGUACUCGCAUAAUAUAUAUCCUCCAAGCAUUGCAAUAAAAACCGAUGAAACAACACAAUGUCUACCUCCAAAGGUCCGACGUAAAAAAGGCAGGCAGAGGAAGUCAAGAUGGCAAACUUGGCUGGAAAUUUCGAGGCAUAAGCAAAAGAAACCCCGUAAGAUCCACAAGCAGUACAGUUGUUCGAAAUGUCACCAACCAGGACAUACUAGACCGGAUUGUGUAAGUGUUAUGUUACCUCAUACUUUAAGGGUUACAUUUGGUCGAAGUUAA
Molecule: messenger RNA, 1350 nt
Organism: Eutrema salsugineum
Lineage: Eukaryota; Viridiplantae; Streptophyta; Magnoliopsida; Brassicales; Brassicaceae
Exons: 1
Coding region: 1-1350 (449 amino acids)
Molecular function (GO): zinc ion binding
Source: RefSeq, a predicted model, not a curated record